UAGAAGCGGAGCGGUUUUGUCGUCGGAGUGACGGGCGGUUUGCGAUCUCCUUUUCAUUCCUGCCUGAGGCGGUUAGAUAUCUACAGCGAUCCAAGGAGCAGAGAAAUUGGCCCCAAACUCGGACAGAUUUGAUUGAUAUGGGUAUUCAUUCUGAUGUGGUGGGCCUUAGGGCAAGCAAGAUAUCAUCUUUCAUGGUGGCAGCUUCUCCCAACGAGCCCAGGGUUAUAGAUAGCAAGACAUCCCCAACACAAGAUGCAGUUCAAAGAGGUCUCAAAAUGGCCAUUAUUGCAGGCUCAGUAGUUGCAGUUCCCACGCUGGUUGGUUGUCGAGUCAUUCCCUGGGCGAAAGCAAAUUUGAAUUAUACUGCACAAGCUCUAAGCAUAUCAACAGCUGCAAUUUCUGCUUUCUUCAUCACUGCUGAUAAAACCAUCCUGAAACAUGCAAGAGGAAACACAAUUGGCAAGUAUGACAAGAGUUCUUGACAUGAAGCAGCACCAACUCAAAGAUGAAACUCUUGGAGCACGAAUUUUGAUGUUUAAUGGUUUCAGCCCUUCCGAGUUUAUUUACAUUUUGUUUUUGUUCUAAAUUGCUUGUUGAAUCAAGUUAGAAAUGAAAUUUCUGCUAAUGAAAUAGCAG
Molecule: messenger RNA, 636 nt
Organism: Dendrobium catenatum
Lineage: Eukaryota; Viridiplantae; Streptophyta; Magnoliopsida; Asparagales; Orchidaceae
Product: early nodulin-93-like
Exons: 5
Coding region: 138-482 (114 amino acids)
Source: RefSeq, a predicted model, not a curated record